GCGACACUGAGUGAAUUCAAAUGUCAAUUAGUGGUGCACAGAGAAAAAUCAACAAAAUCCUUCCAGCAGCUUUAAUUCUUUAGAAUAUCAUCUUUGUCUAUCUUCUCCUGUUUUGGGCUAUUGUACCCGUCAGAACAUGUGGUGUUCUAUUCUCUCGGGGUACAUAACGAUAUCAGACACCUUUGUCCUGGCUAACUGGCCUGCGGCAUUGACAUCAUAAAGCGUCACAUAUGGACAUAACACUGUUACAGCUUGGGGUAUUCCAGACUCGCAGUUUAAUUCCAGCGCCAUUCCAUAAGGAGUCUCCAUACAUCCUCUCAGUGGGAUGAAUGGCUUUUCCCCAAGUGCUCCCAUUUCCUCCCACAGUCCAAAGACCAGGACAGAAAAGGCGAAGGCUUUGUGUACGGCAAUCUCAAACACAACAAUACAAAUUUGUUCUAUCUGCCAGUUCAACAGCACCUGAAUACCAUCCGCCUGUGAAUGUGGAGGAAGUGAAGCUGAAGAAGACAGCACACCAGUCGCAGCAAGUAGAAUCCAAACACACAGGGGAGAGGCCGUUCACUUGCUCUUUGUAAGGGUGAGAGUUGGAUAAACCCACCUGGAGUAAAACCUGGUAAAGUUAUUGAAGGAGUGACCAGAUAUUUCCUUUGUAGCACCAGUUUAUCAGCUGUUGACCCUUGGAGAAGAAGAUGUGUCUUAUCCCAGCUGACAAUUUGCUUUGUGUCUGAGAGGAAGUUUUUUUUCUUGUAACUCACUGAAAUCCAUUGGAAUCGGGGUGGCUGAGAAAACUCCAGAUUUGUUCGCUGGUCAUCAGUUCCUGGUUGCAGGAGGGAUUCACUACGUGUGUCAUCUGACUUGAUGGAUUGACAGCACCUUUCACCUGCUGUUAGUGUCGGAAGGGGUUAACUUACUCUGCCCAGCUGCAGACACGCCAGAGAGUUCACACUGUGCAGAGGCCGCUCACCUGCUCUGUGGGUGGGAGGGGAUAUUCUCAGCCAUCCAGCCUGAGCGUCCAACGGCGAGUUCAUUCCUUAAAUGGUUUAGCUGUUCUGACUGUGGGAUGUGAUUAGUACUGCAGUCCAAGCUGAAGACACGUCAGAAAUAUUGCACCGAUGAGACUGUGUGUGUAGAAAGAGAUUCACGUACUCAGCCCACCCGCGGACACACCAGUGAGUUCUGUUUGUGGGAAGGGGUUCACUCGCUAAUCUCGCGUGAUGAGGCACCAGCGAGUUCACUCCGGGGAAAAGUGGUUCACCUGCUCAGACUGCGGGAAGAGAUUUACCCAGUCAUCUCACCUGCAGGAGCACCAGCGCGUUCACACCGGGGAGAGGCCGUUCACCUGCUCCGAAUGUGGGAAGAAAUUCAGUAACUCGUCCAACCUGAAGAUGCACCAGCGAGUUCACUCUGGGGAGAGGCCGUUCACCUGCUUGGAAUGUGGGAAGGGAUUCACUCAGUUGUCCCAUCUGCAAGCCCACCAGCGAAUUCACACCGGGGAGAGACCAUUCACCUGCUCUGAGUGUGGGAAGGGAUUCACUCACUCAUCGAACUUGAUGAUGCACCAACGUGUUCAUGCUGGAGGGAAGCCGUUCACCUGCUCCGACUGUGGGAAGAGAUUUCUUCAGUCAUCUCACCUACUGGCACACCAGCGAGUUCACAGCGGGGAGAGACCAUUCACCUGCUCCGAAUGUGGGAAGGGAUUCACUCAACUAUCUAAUUUGCAAGCCCACCAGCGUGUUCACACUGGGGAGAGACCGUUCACCUGCUCCGAAUGUGGGAAGAAAUUCAAUAACUCAUCCAACCUGAUGAUGCAUCAACGUGUUCACUCUGAGGAGAGGCCAUUCACUUGCUCUGAAUGUGGGAAGGGAUUCACUCAGUUAUCUCAUUUACAAGCCCACCAGCGUGUUCACACCGGGGAGAGACCGUUCAUCUGCUCCGAAUGUGGGAAGAACUUCAGUAACUCAUCCACCCUACUGAGACACCAGCGAGUUCACUCCGAGGAGAGGCCGUUCACCUGCUCUGAAUGUGGGAAGGGAUUCACUCAGUUGUCUCAUCUGCAAGCCCACCAGCGAAUUCACACCGGGGAGAGACCGUUCACCUGCUCCGAAUGUGGGAAGGGAUUCACUCAGUCGUCCAACCUGGUGACCCACUACCGAGUUCACACUCAGGAAAGAGUGCUGGUCCGAAAGGAUGGUGGAACCUCACACCUGGGCCGCGCCCUGUUCCCGAGGCUCCGGGAAAAGGAACAACUGCUGUCGGAGUUCAGGAAUCCCCGACUAAUGACCGUAUACAAGAUCCUUAACUCCCAACUGAAGAAAGAUCUGGGAACCCCUGGUGGGCAAAGGAAAAGCUUCAAAGAUCACAUGGAAAUCAUCCUGAAGAAAUUCAACAUGACAUCUAAAAACAAGGAAUACACAGCACUGAAUAGGUUUGCGACAGCUGUUGGAGAGCGCUUAAACCGGGUUGGCAGGGCGCUGGGAACCGAGCGAAUUCAAAGCGAUUGUUCCCCGGACCCGGUGCUGAUGGAACCCCGCUCCGACCUGCGGCCGAUCGGCCGGAGCUGUUCAUCCACCGAGCGCAUGUGCGACAUUCUGGUACAAACUGCGACCCACAGCGCCUGCGCACUUGAUCGGGGUCAACAACCGCGAAUUCUGGAGCGCUGGAGGAAGGUGCAGAGGAGACCCGGCGCUCGUCGGCACUUUGAAUGUACCCUUACGUACCCAGAAAUCCCCGCGGUUCAGAAUUCGCCUACGGAUGGCCAGCGAUCAAAUGCGCAGGCGCAAGGGUGGUGGAAAGUUGGCGAGAGCGCGCAGGCGCAAGGGCGGCGGAAAGUUGGCGAGAGCGCGCAGGCGCUCAGUGGACAAGAGGCUCCGGAAGAUCGCGAGCAGGUAGGAGCGGGGCUCCGGGCGGGAGGUCGGUUUUUAUCGGCGCCGGGGCCUGUUCCACGACUGGACGACAACUCCCGUGAGCUCCGGAUACACUGCGGCCGCUCGCCCCGGCACAGUUCCGGCGCUUUCCCUCUCUCCCUACCCCACGACCCGGACCCGGGCCCCGGAGAAUCUUCUCAUGAUGUGCGACGGUGCCGGCGCCAUUUCUGCUGCGCAUGCGUAUCGGUGGAGACUGGGAAGCAAUUCAUUCUGUUGUCCAAGCUAAAGCUGCUCCUUAUGUGGGAAGAGAUUCCCUCGUGCAGCCCGCCCACAGACAAACCAGAGAGGCCAUACAUCUGCUCUGAAUGUCGGAAGGGAUUCACUCAGUUACCCCUCCUACAGACACACUGGUCGAUUCACCCAAGGGAGAUGUCGUUCACCUGCUCAGAAUGUGGGAAAGGAUUCACUCGGUCAUCUAACCUACUGGCACACCAGUCAGUUCACACUGGGGAGAGGCCAUUCAUCUGCUCAGACUGUGGGAAGGCAUUUACCCGGUCAUAUCACUUGCAGAGGCACCAACGAGUUCACACUGGAGAGAGGCCAUUCAUCUGUUCCAUAUGUGGGAAAGGAUUCACUCAGUUGUGCCACCUACAGACACACCAGUCAGUUCACACUGGGGAGAGACCGUUUAUUUGCUCAGACUGUGAGAAGGGAUUUACUACGUCAUCUGACCUACAGACACAUCAGUCAAUUCACACUGGGGAGAGGCCAUUCAUCUGCUCAGAGUGUGGAAAGGGAUUCACCAGGUCAUCUGACCUACUGGCACACCAGUCAGUUCACACCGGUGAGAGGCCAUUCACCUGCUCAGACUGUGGGAAGGGAUUCACUCAGUCAUCUCAAUUGAAGGUACAUCAGCGAGUUCACACUGGGGAGAGACCAUUCACCUGUUCUGAAUGUGGGAAGGCAUUCACUAGGUCAUUCAACCUCCAGAGACACCAGGCAGUUCACACCGGGGAGAAGCCAUUCAUCUGCUCAGACUGUGGGAAGGGAUUUACUAGAUCAUCUGACCUACUGUCACACCAGGCAGUUCACACUGGAGAGAUGCCGUUCACCUGUUCUGACUGUGGGAAGGGAUUUACUAGAUCAUCUGAGCUGCUGGCACACCAGUCAGUUCACACCGGGGAGAUGCCGUUCACCUGCUCAGACUGUGGGAAGGGAUUUCCUCGAUCAUUUCAGCUGAAGGUACAUCAGCGAGUUCACACUGGGGAGAGGCCGUUCGCCUGCUAUGAAUGUGGGAAGACAUUCACUCGGUCAUCCCACCUCCAAGUGCACCAGCGAGUUCACACCGGGGAGAGGCCGUUCACCUGCUCAGACUGCAGCAUGACAUUCACCCGGUCGUCCUACCUACAGGCACACCAGCGGGUUCACACCGGGGAGAGGCCAUUCACCUGCUCACACUGUGGUAAGGGGUUUACACAGUCUUUUCAACUGAAGAUCCACCAGCGGGUUCACACCGGGGAGAAGCCAUUCACCUGCUCUGAAUGCGGGAAGGGAUUCGCUCAGUCGUCGAACCUUGUGAAGCACUACCAAGUUCACGCUGGGGAGAAGGUUGAAAUGAGCUGCGAGCUGGAUAUGUUCCACAUGGUCACGGGCCUGUGGGUGAAGAAGUUGACCUUGAGUUUCCAGUAUGACUUUCUGCAGGCUGAAGAAGAAGACGAGCUCACUCCAGUUAUGCCUGACGUCAAAGAUUCAAAGCCCAGCAUGGAGCGAGCGGGACAGAGAGGCCGAUCAAACGCGGGCACCUUCCUCCGGGAGCGCCGACUGCCUGGGAUAGACAAGGGAGAACUGGCGGGUGUCGCGUACCCGGAUCUCCAGAAGGCCUUUGACAAGGUAGAGCUCGCCCUCCACGCCUUCGUAAAGCCGCUGACGCCGGAGCUCCUUCGGCAGCAUGUUCGCCUGACGUCGCCGUCAUCGCUAAACGAGGCGCGGGCCGAGGCGGAGAGGACACAACACCACGCCUCAGUUCAGAGUAGCCAUCGGGAAACGCUGAGCGGCAGCGCCGCCCGAGUCCUCCAGCAGAACCCCUCCGGAUGGGCCGUUUGGGUGAAGAGCAAGGCCUGUAUGCGGGGACUGCAUCAGAUGCCGUGCGUUGGGCAGCUCCAGGAAGCGGUCCCACCGGGGACAACAACCACCGCCGGUUUCACAGCGGCCCAGGGCGGUGCAGCCCACCCGGCAGCCGCUCGACGCAACACAGCUGAAUCAGGAGCAAGUGACGGUGAUGGCGCUUCAGGUGACGGCCAGCGACGACCUCCCCACCAGCGAGCAGGUGAACCAUCCCGUGUGGCCCGGGUGAGGGAAUGGCUGAGUGAGAGACGACAGCCGGAGUGGGCAGAGGUCUCCGCCCCGGAUCCAGAGACCAAAGCCCUGUACUCGCAAUGGGAAACACAGGAGGUGCGCGACCAGUUGCUGUUUCGGCGGUGGCAGCUGUCCGAUGGUGACAGACUCUUGCAGCUGGUGGUCCCCCGGGGGCUCCGCGCCAUGACGCUGCGGUCGGUGCACGGGCUGGCCGCGGGACUGGGGGCCGGCCAUCUCGGAGCUGCACAGACUUUGGGCAGUCUGCGUGAACGCUUCUGCCGGCCUGGGUACAGGCGGGACGUGGAGCUGUUCGCGCACGGCUGCGUCGCUGGCAAGACCCAUUUGUCUCGCGUUGCCAUGUUGGAGAAGGCCGAACUGAGGAACUUGGGGAUAGAGCUGAGCUCCGACGGAGCGGCCUCUGGGGGUCCGACCAAAGAUGGGAACGAUUAUCCUUCACGUCUUUUUCACGAUCGCGAGAGAGCGCUGGAUAUUAAGAACACAAAGUACUGCACUUGCAAGCUGUUUCAUACACCGUUUGCAGCCGGGUUCAGGCACCCGGGAAGAAGGCAUCAGUGGCGGUGCGCGGUCCAGCGAACAGUGCAGGUGAUCAUCUUGAACGUUUUUAUUGUGGUCGCAAAAUCCCGUUGGGCACAAGUACUGCAGAAUGCUGCGAGUCCGACUCGCAGCCUCAUUGACGAGACCGACGGCGCGGGGGAGAUGCUUGGACUCGCUCGCCUCGCCGACCAGACCCUUAUUCAUGCCCCGGGGUCGCCUGUCGCGGCGACCGAAGAAGGUGACGCCGGGGCGGGCCCAGCGCCGCUGCAUUCCACGCUGGGUUGGUGGCUGGCCCUUCCCCAUCGGUGUUCGCUCCCGGGAAGGCAAGCUGGUUUGCGUUCGCCUGUGGCUGCAUCGUGCGAUACGAGGAACUCCUGCGAGCUGUUCUUGCAGAAAUGUGGCUUCGCAACAACAUGGAAUGUACCAUCAAUGGUGUGCGUGGAACCUAACUACAUGGGUACCAAGUGCCACUAUGUGCCGAGGUUCUAUCUGUCCCUGGUAUUGCAAAGGAUGGGUUUGGCCCCGAUGCCACGCAACGUUCCGGUCAACUGGACGUUUCGGGACUACCUGUCCUUCAUAAAAAAGUUCUUCUGGACCCUCACCUUUGACCAUGUCCACCAGGCCUGGUCAGCACAGAACAUCCUGCAGGCAGUGCUGGAGAAGGACUCGAUGGACACAGAGGGUGCGGUGUCUUGGUUUUCCAGAGAUGUUGAGGCCCUGGCGAAGAAGAAGGAUGUGCAUAGCAGAGGGGUCCGGGACUCUGAACUCGCCGGUGGGGACUCAUUGGUGAAAUGCGCAGGCGUGAAGGUCCCCGAUAGUUCCGGGAAAACGCGCAUGCGCUCAGCGGAUCAAAGGCGCUGGCGGGUCGGCGGCAGGUUAGAGACGGCAAAGGAUUUGGAGCGCAACAACACUGCUGUGUCUGUCUGUCUGGAUAUUGAAGGAGUAACCAGUUCACCAUUUCCGCCUGUGAGAAGUGAUUCACUCGCUCAGCCCUCCUGCAGACACACCGGUGAGUUCACAAGGGAGAGACUGAACAAUUCUGUGUGUGGGAAGGAAUUAGCUAAUUCAUCUCACGUGAUGAGACACCAGCCAGAUCACCCCGAGGAGAGGCUGUUCUCCUGCUCCGACUGUGGGAAGGCAUUUGUUCGGUCGUCCGAAUUACGGAAGCACCAACGAGUUCACACCGGGGAGAGGCCGUACAUCUGCUCCGAGUGUGGGAAGGGAUUCACCCGGUCAUCCAACCUGCAGGCACACCAGUCAGUUCACACUGGGGAGAGGCCAUUCACCUGCUCAGACUGUGGGAAGGCGUUUAUUCAGUCAUCCGAACUGCGGAGACACCAGCGAGUUCACACAGGGGAGAGGCCGUACAUCUGCUCUGAAUGUGGGAAGGGAUUCACCCGCUCGUCCUACCUACAAGCACACCAGUCAGUUCACACUGGGGAGAGGCCGUUCACCUGCUCAGACUGUGGGAAGGGAUUCACUCACUCAUCUCACCUGCAGAGACACCAGCAAGUUCAUAGUGGGGAGAGGCCGUUUAUCUGUUCCGUGUGUGGGAAGAGAUUCACUCGCUCAUCCGAUCUGCUGACACAUGAGCGAUUUCACACUGGGGAGAGGCCGUACAUCUGCUCUGAGUGUGGGAAGGGAUUCACUCGGUCAUCUGAUCUGCUGAUACAUCAGCGAGUUCACACUGUGGAGCGGCCGUUCACCUGCUCAGACUGUGGAAAGGCAUUUACUCACCCAUCUCACCUGCAGACACACCAGCGAGUUCACACUGGGGAGAGGCAGUUUAUCUGCUCUGUGUGUGGGAAGGGAUUCACUCGGUCAUCAGAUCUGUUGACACACGAGCGAUUUCACACUGGUGAGAGGCCGUACGUCUGCUCUGAUUGUGGGAAGGGAUUCACCCGGUCAUCUGAUCUGCUGACACACCAACGAGUUCACACUGGGGAGAAGCCGUUCACCUGCUCGGACUGUGGGAAGGGUUUCACUCAGUCAUCUCAACUGAAGGUACACCAGCGAGUUCACACUGGGGAGAAGCCGUUCACCUGCUCAGACUGUGGGAAGGGAUUCACUCAGUCGUCCAGCCUGCAGACACACCAGCGAAUUCACACAGGAGAGAGGCCACUCACCUGUUCCGUGUGUGGGAAGGGAUUCAGUCACUCAUCCAACCUUGUAAAGCACCGGCGUGUUCACGCUGGGGAAAAAGCUUAAUCCUGCUGCCUGCUGGAUAUUUAAACCUCACAGUGGCAGAACCCAGAGGCAAGUUCAAAAGUUACUGCUGAUGUCAAGUUCUGCAAUGGUUCCUGCGACUCCUCACACCCCGUCUGCACCCUGGUCACUGGGCCUGGGAGGAGUUUCUCCCCUCUGACAUCCACCUUCUAUGAGACUGAGUUUAAUAUUCGGACCUGUUACAAAUAAAUCAGUUCUAUUUUAAACUCUGUCCCAGGUACUUUGUGAAUGUGCAACACACCCAGUGUACAGUUAGGAGCCAACACAGUCCAGCUGGUCCCUGUCCGUGUUUCUGUUCCAGUGACAUUUCUUUCACAUCCACCCCUGCUGUUCACCUCUCGCUCUCCAACUAGCCACCACUCUGUGGGCAAAGGUGUUUCCCUUGAAUUCCCUGCGUGACCUUCUGCAGACUGAAGACUGCAGCUAUAUCUGAUAUCCCUCAAAUCUCUGGGCGGAGGAAGAAUUGUUAACCUCCCUACCCCUGCUCUUUUCAACAUUGUGGGUCACUUUUCACUACUUCCCAAGGGCUGCGUCUCCCGCAUCCGGGUUGUUCGAACAAACCACUGUCCUCUAAACUUGACGGCAGAAUGGGGAACCAUUAGUCAGAUGUCCAGUGGAGCGGGGUCAGAAACGAGACCUGGGUGAGCAUGGGGCAGGGUUUGGGGCUCUGGACAGUGGUUGGGUAAGAACAUAUGAUGAGGAGCAGGGAAUCAGAGUGGGGAAGGGGGGAUGGUAAUGAAUGAGAGAGUAGCUCAUUGACAGAGAAAAUAAACUAUGUCAGAUUUAACUGCUCGGGGCACCAUGUCAGCAAAGCGGUUAGCAAGACGCUGUCACAGCUCAGAGUUUGGAGUUCAUUUCCUACAUCCUCUGUAAGAAAGUUCGCAGGUUCUUCUCAUUUGACUGUAGCUUUCCUCCGGGUGCUCUGGUUUCCUCCUAAGACGUACAGGUUAGUAGGUUAAUUGGUCACUGUGAAUUGCCCUGGGGUUAAAU
This is a messenger RNA of Mobula hypostoma (lesser devil ray), 8990 nucleotides long. RefSeq lists its product as uncharacterized. NCBI's taxonomy places the organism in Eukaryota, Metazoa, Chordata, Chondrichthyes, Myliobatiformes, Myliobatidae. Gene Ontology annotation, cellular component: nucleus. The record is from RefSeq and is a predicted model, not a curated record. The coding region runs from base 1215 to 7982 and encodes 2255 amino acids. The transcript has 20 exons. Gene Ontology annotation, biological process: regulation of gene expression.